ACUCUACAGUCUAGACUGAAGAAGCUGUCUCUUCGUGCCCUCUCUCUCUGGUUUUCACUUUCUCUUCUCCCUUUCACAAACCAGAAACCAAGAGGUGAAAGAAUUGUAUUUUCUUAUAAUUUAUUCCACAGCUUCCAUUGUUUGCUAGGAGUAUGGCUUCAGCCAUUACAAACCUACCUCCCUCAUUUCUCUUCCAUGGAAGAAAAACCCUGUUCAGAAAUGUUAGGAACCUUCCAGCUUCUGCCGUCAGAGAGCAAAAGAGACACUUGAAGGUUGUUGUGAAGGCUACUGGGGAAACCCCUGAAACUUCAUCCUCCCUGAGUAUUGUGGAAUCUGUUCAAGAUUUCUGGGAUAAGUCUGAAGAUCGAGUUGCACUUGUUGGCUUAGGAUUUGCGGGUGCAGUAGUUCUGUGGGCAAUUGCCAAUCUUGUCAUGGCCAUCGACAAACUUCCUCUAAUCCCAAAUGCACUAGAAUUCAUUGGCAUAUGGUUUUCUUGGUGGUUCAUGUAUCGUUAUCUCUUAUUCAAAGCAGAUCGGGAAGAGUUGUUCCGAGUUGUCAACACGUCACUAUCAGAUAUUUUGGGCCUGUAAUACGUUCACUGCAUGGAACAGUUGGGAAACAAUCAGAAGGGUUUUGGGGGCCUAAUGUAACUGAGGGUGUGUGUGUGUUUUCUGUACAGGUUAAUAAAUAGGCAUCUAAAAUGUGUAUCAGCAGCAGGUACCCACUGACUGGUUGUAGGAUACUCCCCCCCCCAGGUUUUUAUUUUGCAUAGUCUGGAUCUGAUGGUAAAUUAGUAAAAUAUUUUUGAGGUUUUUACUGU
Molecule: messenger RNA, 820 nt
Organism: Nelumbo nucifera (sacred lotus)
Lineage: Eukaryota; Viridiplantae; Streptophyta; Magnoliopsida; Proteales; Nelumbonaceae
Product: protein CURVATURE THYLAKOID 1C, chloroplastic-like
Cellular component (GO): thylakoid; chloroplast thylakoid membrane
Source: RefSeq, a predicted model, not a curated record